CAUGCACUGAAAGUUGAUGUUUUGGUUCAUUCCGAUUCCGAUAAUAACAAUGUAAAAGGUGCAAAGUUCAUCCUAGAUCUUCAGUGAGACUGAAACUUGUACCAAAAUGAGCCAGCCACCAUUGAACCAGCUACGGCCACAAGUCAGACUGGACACCAAGUGGUUAAAGGCAGACUUGCAGUCUAUCUUCUCACGAGAAGGCCUCAGUCACCUCUGGAAUGAACUGGUCAAAGAUGGUGAGAUCUCAGCAAAUGUAAAUGAUGGCAUAAUUAAUGCUGCUGGAGUCUUGGCCAAGAAAGGUGAAACAGGGAAGUACUACUGUGCCAUGAGAGUGAUCAACUGCGCCUGCUGCAACGGCGUCUGUGGACCCAAUAACGGAUGUAACUGCAACCAUUGUCAGAGGCUGGACAGGGAAGCGCAGGAGCAGCAGAGAAGCGAAGAUAAUAUGCCCUUGUCGAGCAGCAAACUGAUGGAGUCUUGGACGUGGGGACAGCAGCCUUCGAUGAGUAAAUUGAAAGAGUGUCUGCAUUCCCUGAUCCACGAACAGCAACAGCUGUCAUCCGAUGCCGCCACGACCACGCUAUCUAACGUGCGAUUAGAACAACGACUGAUUGUGCUGGAGAGGUACUUCAGUGCGUUGGCCAACCAUGACCCCAUGGAGAAGAGGUCACCGACAAGGAAGAAGCAGGCCCAUAACAACAGCAAUAGUAAACAAAAAAGCUCUAUCAAACCAGCUGAGAAAGCUACAACAGGUUUGGCACGCGUCGGGUCACGUGCUGCGCUGAGUUUUGCCUUUGCCUUCCUGCGGCGGGCGUGGCGCUCAGGAGAAGACGCAGAUCUGUGCAGUGAGCUGUUGCAGGAAUCUCUGGAGGCGUUGCGAUCAUUACCCGAGGCUACGUUAUUUGAUGAAUCGUCUGUUUCCUCUGUCUGGCUCGAGGUUGUUGAGAGAGCUACGAAAUUCUUAAGGGAUUUAAAUGGUGGCGCCAGCUCCAAGAGCAGCCGAGUCCCAAUCCAGGAUCAGCAGACGGCACUGUGUCUUCUGCUUGAACUGGCAAUACAGCGCGGUUCUCUGACCCAUGUGCUCAACGCCGUCUUACUCUUGUUGAAUCUCUGGAACAACAGUCGAGACCAGUCGGACAACCGGGUCAGCAACAGCCUGAACUGUGCCCCGCUUGUCCCUUUGUUGCGGAGGUUUCAGGAAAUCAAAGGAUCAAAGUCGAAUAGGUUCGAGUCUGGCAAAUCUGAUGAGAUCAUCGGUGGUAUAAGCCCAACAGAGUGUUUCCUUCGCUACCUGUUCUUGCCCGAUGAUGAAGAGAUGCACGUUGAUCUUCGCCAGUGUGCCGUCGUCAUCAUGUCACAACUCGAUCGCCUUGCUCUGCCAUACAGUCCACCCACAGGAUCACAGAAGGUCCAGGGUUCGACCUUAUGUCAAGAGGUCCUUGGCUGGGGUUGGCUGAUGUGGUCAGGUGGCAGCGUGAACAGUGGCCCCAACCUCAUCGAGGUGUUGAGUGAGCUUGGCAGUAUCCAACAGAUCGCGUGCGCAGAGCAGUGUUUGCUCCUCCUGGCCAAGACGGGCAAACUGUAUACUAUGUACUAUAGCUCAGAGGCCCAAACUCCCCAGGUUGUUGAAGGAUUCGGUGACAAGGAAGUCGUGAAGGUAGCAGCCCAUCCCGAUGGCAAGCACUACCUGGCACUGACCAGUGACGGUGAUGUCUACUCCUGGGGCAGUGGAGUGGGGGGACGGCUCGGCCACGGUGACAGCUGCUUCAAGGAGAUACCUACCCUCAUAAACACCCUCUCAAACAAACAAGUCGUACACAUUGCUUGUGGGAGCAUGUAUAGCGCCGCCUUGACAUCAUCGGGAGACCUCUACACUUGGGGACGCGGUAACUUUGGAAAGUUAGGACACGGAAACAGUGAGGAUCAGACCGUCCCAACGCUCGUUGCAGCGCUUCAAGGUCACAGGGUCGUGGAUGUGGCGUGUGGGAGUGGUGAUGCACAGACUCUGGCAGUGACUGAAACAGGCGCUGUUUAUUCUUGGGGAGAUGGCGAUUAUGGUAAACUGGGCCGAGGUGGGUCGGAUGGAUCCAAGUCACCGAAGAUCGUUGAUAAGCUCCAAGGUCAGGUUGCGACCCGUGUUUACUGCGGAGCUCAAAUAAGCGUUGUGUUGAUGAAGUCUGGGGCUGUGUACACAUGGGGUAAAGGAGAAAACCAUCGUCUUGGACAUGGCGGUGAAGAACAUUUGCGUUAUCCAAAACAGCUGGAGACCCUCGCAAGCAAGAAAAUCAUUGAUGUAGCGAUAGGCGCCAUGCAUUGUGUGGCUGUGGCCGAGGACGGAGAGGUCUACAGCUGGGGUAGUAAUGAUCAGGGCCAGCAGGGGGACCCGUCGAUAAGCUUCCGAGCGGAGCCGGCACUGCUGACGUCACUGGAGGGGAAGAAUAUCAUUGGGAUUGCUUGUGGACCGGGACAGAGUUUUGUCUGGUCGGCCAGUGGCCAAUGGACUGUUGGAUCCCGCAUACCAUUUGUGGUGGAUGUCUGCAAAUCAACCUUCGAACAGCUUGAUGAGCUUCUGAGUGAGGUCUGCGAAGGGAUGGAUGGACGGAAUGACUGGCCCCCACCACAGGAGAAAGAGUGCAUGGCGGUGGCCGCGUUGAAUUUACUAAGCCUACAAUUAUUUGCUGCCAUCUCCCAAGGUGAGGACCCCGUGAACCUCGGCCUCGCCCCUGGUAGCCAACUGAUCUGCAGCCUGAAGCAGCGCGUGGUGGCCCUCGCCAGCAACAGCGGUGUGAUCUCCACGGUCCAGUCGGCUGCUCAAGCUGCCCUACAGAACGGCUGGUCACUGCUGCUGCCAACAGCUGAGGAGAGAGCAAGGGCUUUGUCAACACUAUUACCUACUGGAGGUCCACGAGACAUGAGCGUAUUGAGUCCAGGUCAGCGUUUCAUGACCGACCUCCUGGUCAGCAGUCUUAUGGCUGACGGAGGACUAGAGUCCGCAUUGGACAACGCUAUCAAGAAAGAGACACAGAAGAUUGAAGAUAUGAGUGAAAAAGAAACAAUCGAUGAAUCAAACGAGAGCGAGAAAGCCAGCAAGGCAACCAAUGCCGUGAAGUGUGAGCUGAGCGUCCUAGAGGAGACUUCGUCCAAGGAAGACUCUGAAAGUAGCGGCAUAUCUCUCCUCCAGCUAAUACAGCAGCUACUAAGAAAUGCCUCAACUCAGACGCAGAUGAAACUGAAUGAGCUAUCGUCUGACACACCGACCAAGACCGAGGAUAUCGAGAGAACAGAAGUGUCGGCAUCACUCGAUCUUUUGCUGAGGUUUCAGCGCCUCCUUGUUGCCAAGUUGUUUCCUAGUCAAGAUGUAAAGGAGGUUGCCAUGACUACUGAACCAGAUCCUGAGUUGUUGGGAGCUGGUUCCGUCCUAAGGAAAUACAUCCAACUUGUGUGCAACUAUGUCAACGACUUGCUUCCCAUGGCUGCUAGUUUGGCAGGAUUUGGCUCAAAGAACUUUGCGUCUGUCGCCAGGAUUAUAGAGGGCGACGUAUCGGGUGUCCUACUGCCUGAACUCGUGACAUGCCUCGUGCUGCUCCAGAUUCACACCCCAAUGGUCCUUGAUGCGACGGGUGACAUCAUGAUCUUGGAGGGGUUACUCGAUAUUCUGGAUAAAUUCAACAAACUUGCGCCAGGGUUACAGAAGGAAGACCAAGAGGAUUUGGCCUGGCCUGGAAUAUGGGGUAACCCAAUAGAGAAAUACACGCAAAAAGUCAACGAAGAUGUCCAAAUGAUUCGCAAAGCGGACCUCGAGAACCACAACAAAGAUGGCGGCCUCUGGAUCGUCGUUCACGGCAAGGUGUAUGACGUGCAAGACUUCAAGUGCCAGGCGCCGUGUGGAAGUGAGCGGCUUAUCAAGUACGCCGCCCAGGAUGCGACGGAGGCAUUCGACAUGGCGUACCACUCGGAAGAGGCGAUAGAAAUGAUGCAGGCUUUCUUUGUGGGGCAGUUUGUUGAUCCUGAUCAUGAUACAGUCCAAAUGGUGGACACCAGUACUGUCUCCUCCCCGCUGAUUGACACUGAGCGUACCCUGGCCUUGCUGCUAGGCCUCCACGCCUACAGCCAGGCAAGGAGCACACCACUCUCUCUAGAGGAAGAAGAGUAUAAACAUUGGCUUGACGCGCCGUUUUCACGUGGAGGGCUGCAGGUCCUGCAGCCACAGAACCCCUUCGAGGAGGAGAAGGGAGAAAGCAGGACACCAAGCUCUUGCACAACCACUCCAGGUGCGACCCCUACCACUGAAUCCAAAGCGCCCCCUCAACGUCUCGACAAGGAGACCUUCUUUGAGCGAGAGCAGGCACAGUUUGAUAUCGCCCGGCCAUUCCUGGUGGCGCUGUCGGAGAGUCGAGUCCAGGAUGAUCACGUCAAGAUGUUUCUGUCGUUUGUCGAUCGUUAUAACAAGGCGCACCACCUUGUAACUCCGAUUAGCUUCCCACCAGACCACCCUGUAGAAGAAGUAGGGCGGCUCCUGAUGGCUGUCCUUCUCAAACACAACGACCUUGGCCACGUGGCCUUUAGUAUUGUAGAACAUGGGAUGGAGGAACCUCACCAGAUGUCAGGACUUCCACGCGCCAUCGCUGAAGUCUGCAGGAUCGUAUGCCAAGUCAAGAGAAGCCUCAUCAAGGUUCACCAAGACUUGAGCCGGUCCUACAAGGAGGUCUGUGCCCCUGUGAUCGAACGCUGCCAUUUCCUUUUCAACGAGUUGCGCCCAUCAACGGGAAGCGAGGUUCAGGCGAUGUCCUAUUCGAAACUUCUCAAAAGCUCUCCGCGAUGGAAGGCUGUGGUCAGGAAAGUUAUGGCAGACAAACAGAAAUCGAAGCGUCCCCCUAGCAUCCUGAUCGAGGAUAUCAAGGUUGCUGAUGGUGCAAUAGGGGGCGCUGACACAGACGAAGAAGCCAAACUCGAGGAGAUCAUGUUGGAGUUAGACCAGGAGCAGACGGUCGCAAAGAAGGAGCAAGACUUGCAGAAACCUGUGGUGAAGAAAUCUGGUGAUUCGUGGGAUCCCAUCGUCAGCACGGUGCUGAGUCGGAAGAAGUUCUCGUGGCUUAAACAGCGUCUGACAGGAGCAUCAUGGGAUGUGACCUUGACCAAUAAGAUCGUUGACUUCGUACUUUAUGAACACCCGGUCGACAUCGAGAAACUUCGGAAAUCUCUGCAUCAUCAGGUUGGUCGAGCAGAGCUGCGACUUCGAGGCAUUCAGAACAUUCUGACACUCCUCCACAAGAACCACCUGAUACCAUCUGUGCGUUACGCUCUCCUCUGUGGGUGGCAGAACUUGCUCCGAGUCGGAAAACACGCCAGGGAGCCUCUGCCUCAUUGCCUCUCCAACGUCAACCUGAUUCCUCCUUGUGACCGCGUCCUCCUUGAAAUGACCUUCUCCGAGUUGAUACGCUGGGCAGUGAUGACCUUACGGAAAGGUGUCGUCGAGGCCGAUAUGUUCUUCCGUACGCGUGGAAUCCACCCGAACAAUCCGAAUGAUAACAACAAUAAGGUAAAAGAGGGCAUCAGCAUCGGUCUGUUACCGUCUGCUCGUUUCCUGCUCUCGGCGAUCGGAAUCCUGACCAAUGAGCACCAAUCAAAUGGAGUCGGCCUCCUUCUGAACUCGUGCAUUCUGGCGCUGACGCAAACCAUCCUCCGAUUGACGGGGUCCGACCCCGACAGCGUCCAUCAGGAUAUCAGUACGGAGAUGUCGGCCAUUUUGGAAGAACCGCGGCCAAAGAAACAGCCACAGGCUGCACCGGUGACUGGAGCCGAACUUGCUGCGCUGAUGAAAAUUGGAACCAGGGUGGUACGUGGUGUGGACUGGAAGUGGGCUGACCAGGAUGGGCCGCCCCCCAGCAUGGGAACUGUGAUUGGUGAACUUGGUGAGGAUGGUUGGAUACGUGUCCAGUGGGAUACUGGCAGUACCAACUCGUACCGGAUGGGCAAGGAGGGAAAAUACGACCUGAAGUUGGCCGAGCCGCCGGUGAUGCCAGACAAUGAGGAUGAGGAGGAGGAUGACUUCGAGACAACAAUGACAGAAACCUAUAAGACAGAGAGCCGCCACCCGACGCCCUUAGUGCGCAGAUCCACGCUACAGUUCCUGCGCCUCAUCGCCAUAAGUACGAGCAUCCACUCGGAAGAUAUCCAGAGAGAGGCUGUGGGCACGAUGUGCGGCCAGCUGCGCAAUAUUGUCGAAUGUGGCUGCAUGGACAACACAGAUAAAGAGUCAUUCUCGAACAUGAUAGCCCGAGAGCAGCAUUAUACUUGGGCUAAUCUUGGCUUCAUCCAGAGCCUCGCAUCGAAUAAACGAUUCAGCCAGGGCCUGAGUACAGACAAAUGGGUGGAACUCUUACUGAAGAUUGUCGGCGACUGCAAGGACUCCUCGGCACUGGUUCUGUCCAGACAGAUUCUUGCGUUGCGUCUGCUUCGCACGGUGCUGCCCUCUUGGGAGUAUAAGACAGACAAAACACACAUGAAACGCUUCGUUCAGAAGUUGGCGAGUCACCUGGGUCAUAUCUUCAUGUCGUGCAGUUCGGACCCAACUCUGUUAGGACUGGAUGUGUACAGAAUGAGCCACCGACGACGUGCCCCUGUCUCCCUAACUGCCACAUACUCCAGCACUCUGGCCGAAGAGCUAGUCGCCUGUGCAAGGAAGCUGCACUCAUUGGACGGCUGGAAUUGCAUCAUCAAUGAAUUCAUCAACACCAAGCUGGGGACUGUGUCCGAUCUUGUUGUUGAGAAACCAAGGUUAUUGCAGAUUGGCGGCCAUAGCACUGAGUCCCGAGAACAAGUCAUGGCCGCCCUGGCGAUAAUAGGCGGUGUCGACACACGGCCACGUCUUGGCGGUCUGGUGACCCAUGAGGAUUAUGGUGUGGGGACCGUCUCGAAGAUUAUGCAGAGCGGCAAGAUAACCGUUCAGUUCUUUGACUUGAAUGAGAUGAGGGUCUGUAGGCUGUCAGAGCUAGUGGCAUUGCCCGUGACCAGUUUCUGUGUGGAGAAGAUGCCACUGUCGGAGAAUGUACUGGCCACCUGGUCCACACUGGUCACCCUGGCUGGAGCCGGGUUCAGGUCCGAUGGCACCCAGGGGAGGAGGGGUUCGGUUGUGCUGGGCCCUGAGGCCAUGCCAGCAGAUCAAAUCAACCUCUCUUACCUGCACAAACAACAGAUGAGAAUCAGCCUCCUGAAAGCUGCCAGAGUGUUAUUCAGUCGCCAAGACAACCUACGCCAGAUCCUGACACAGGUGGCGUUCUACGGGCUGGAGCCAAUGCCCACAUCGACCGAGCUGUUGACGGGCAGUCUGACCGAGGAGGAAGCGGUGCCCGAACCGCCCGUGCCCACGCUGCUCAUGCAGCAACUCAUGCAGGCGGCAACGCAACCGUCGCCGGUCAAGGCCAUAUUUUCUCGGGAAGAGUUGGAGGCUGCCGCGUUGGCCGUCUGUCAGUAUCUGACAGCAGAAGCUGGAAGACCAAGUGAAACGGUGGAUGAAGACAUGUACCAGGCCGAGUCUGGUCCCGUUCUGGAACCACUGCCUCCGACAUCUAACCAGCGCAACAUGUCAAACAGACCCCCCAAACCCAAGAAGGUGAAACCCGUGCUGCCUCCACCUCACCCGACAGUGACCCAGCUCAUUGAGAUGGGGUUCCCUAGAAAGAGGGUCGAUGUUGCUGUGAAGGAGAUUGGUGGAACUACCCCAGGUACCGACAUGCCCAGUGCGGAGGCCCUGGUCGGUUGGCUGCUCGAGCACCCUGAUUACGAAAGCGCCGACACGACGACCGAUUCUGACGACACUUCGUUUGCAGAUUCGAUGUCUGAAACAGACUCGAUGUCAAGCGACUUUGAAGAUUUAGAAGGGGCUUUCCAAGAGAUGCACAACCAGUGGGGAUCUUUCAUGAAAACAUUUGAGGUGAUGAGCCAAGAGAUCGAACCGAACUAUAAACGGCGCGGAGACUUCGUCAGCAACGAUGAUUAUGCGAUGUAUAUCCGCGAUAAUAUCCAGGUGGCGAUGAUGGUCAGAUGUUGCCGCACGUACGAGGAGGUCCAUGAAGGUGACGUGGGGAGGGUCACCAAGCUUGACCGAGAUGGCUUGCAUGACCUCAACAUCCAGGCUGAGUGGAGUCGUAAGGGCGGCACCUACUGGGUCAGAUACGUCCAUGUGGAACUGCUCGGGUUCUCAUCACCGCAGGAGCCGAUAAGUCACGGCCCACCUAUCAAAAUCGGCGAUAAAGUGCGGGUGAAACCGUCGGUGUCAACGCCUAAGUAUAAAUGGGGAUCUGUUACUCACAGGAGUGUCGGGACUGUGACAGCUUUCUCAGCAGACGGACGUGACAUCAUCGUGGACUUCCCGCAGCAGGCGCACUGGACUGGCGUCAUGUCUGAGGUGGAGCAGGUGCCAAGCACGCACCCUGGAGUAACAUGUAAUGGUUGUGACACUUUCCCUGUCAUCGGAGCUCGCUACAGGUGCAAGACGUGUCCCGUUUUCAACUACUGCGAGAAUUGCUUCCAGACGAAACGGACGCACAGGCACCCCUUCAAGAAGAUCGUUGAUCCAGGAGGUAACCCGGUGUCUGUCGGUAAACCAGGCAAACAGAAGCACAAGCAGACGCCAGUCUCCAACGGCUCAUUGAUUGAGGACUGGCACCGCUGCAUUAAACAAAUGACCGUAUCGUCGCGUGAGAACCAGGCCCAUCGCUUGAUCGAUGGCAGUGGUGGGUACUGGCAGAGCUCCGGGUCGCAAGGCAAGCACUGGAUCAGAUUGGAAGUCCAAACAGAUAUCCUGUUGAACCGCCUCUUCAUGCGAGUGGAGCCAUCCGACUCAAGCUACAUGCCGUCACUGGUCGUUGUCAGCGGUGGCGACACCUUGGCAACUGUGAAGGAACUAAAAACUAUCAACAUCGCCAUGACUGACAACAUGGUGGUGUUACUUCAGGAUAUAAAUGAGUAUUACCGCUUCAUCGAGAUUUCAAUCCGCCAAUGCAAGAGUAGUGGAAUCGACUGCAAAAUCCAUGGACUUUCAAUCCAAGGUCGUCUCCGCUCAGACGAGGACGAUAUGGCGGCAAAUUUCAUCUUCUUGGCGUCGGACAAUGAGGAGGAAGAGCGGACCCAGACGUUCAGGAAGAAGUCAAAGCCGGCCGGAACGAAGGAGAUACAGACCCAUGUGUUUGUGUGGGGGCUGAAUGAUAAGGACCAGCUGGGAGGCCCCAAGGGCUCAAAGAUCAAGAUUCCUGGCCUAAACGAUACGCUGUCGUCCCUCAAAUGUGUCCAGAUUGCUGGUGGCUCAAAGAGCCUAUUCUGUGUGACUCAAGAGGGUAAAGUUUAUGCCUGUGGUGAGGCCACCAAUGGUCGCCUUGGCCUUGGCAUCAGCACUGGCAAUGUCUCCGUGCCACGCCAGCUGACGUCUCUCAGCCAAUACAUCAUCAAGAAAGUCGCAGUGCAUUCCGGGGGCCGCCAUGCGAUGGCACUGACGGUGGAUGGGAAGGUUUUCUCGUGGGGAGAAGGCGACGAUGGGAAACUUGGACACUUUAGUCGAAUGAACUGUGAUAAGCCGCGGCUGAUAGAGGCUCUCAGGGCAAAGCGGGUGAGAGACAUUGCGUGCGGUAGCUCUCACAGCGCGGCAAUCAUAUCCAAUGGCGACCUCUAUACCUGGGGACUGGGCGAAUACGGCCGAUUAGGGCAUGGUGAUAAUACCACGCAGCUGAGGCCGAAACAGGUGAAAGCUUUAGCCGGCCAGCGGGUGGUCCAGAUCGCCUGUGGAAGCCGUGACGCUCAGACAUUAGCCCUGACGGAUGAAGGUAUCGUGUUCUCUUGGGGUGAUGGCGACUUUGGGAAGCUCGGCCGCGGAGGCAGUGAGGGCUGUAGCGUACCUCAUGCCGUGGAGAGAUUGAAUGGCUUGGGCGUCUGCCAGAUUGAGUGCGGUGCGCAGUUUUCAUUGGCAUUGACGAAAUCUGGACAAGUUUGGACCUGGGGUAAGGGUGAUUACUUCCGGCUAGGUCACGGGACGGAUGCCCAUGUACGGAAACCCCAGCAAGUGGAGAGCUUGAAGGGGAAGAAGAUUGUCCAUGUUGCCGUCGGGGCACUGCAUUGUCUGGCUGUGACGGACACCGGACAGGUCUAUGCCUGGGGAGACAAUGACCACGGCCAACAAGGAAACGGAACGACUGCCGUCAACCGUAAACCAGCAUUGGUGCACAACCUGGAAGGGUAUAAGAUCACAAAAGUGGCGUGCGGGUCAUCUCACAGCAUCUGCUGGGCUACGACAGAUCUCUCCACCCCGGCUACUCAUGAACCAGUACUCUUCUCCACUCUGAGGGACCCUCUUGGGUCUACCCUUUUAGGUAUCACUGAGCCAGUGGAGGAGGGUCCCGUCGACCCUGCCCCCAACAACAACCAGACGAAAUCCAACCGGCCGUCCCUGGCCAAGAUCAUCCUGUCGCUGGAGACGAAUGGAGACAAACAACAGGCACUGGCUCAAAUCUUGACUGCCUUACAGAUCAUAUACGCCAGAGAUGCUGUCGUCAAAUCUCUGAUGAAGGAGCCCGAUAACGUCCCUGUCACCGAAACAACGAAACUAUACACAGUCACGCCAACUAGCGUAACGCCAUUGGUCAGCCCUGCUGAUAGCCCGCGUGGGCCACCGACGGGCCUCGUUCUGGAGGAAGUGACCGUGUCGAUAACGGAGACUGCCAUGGCAGAGAUGACCAGCAGCGGCCAUGACUCGAUGCAUUCGUUCCACGAUCUUGCCAAGGCAUCGCCAGCGACUAGUAUUGUGGCGGAGACGAUAACGUCAGCAGAGCAGGUGACGAGCACGAAGGAAGGAGACCCGCCCUCGUACAAUACCGACCUUGAUGACUUCACCAAGAUGCUGACAGCAGACGACGCACGCGUACUUGUUGACCUCUUGAAGUUAGCUGUGGCCGGUAGAGCCGGGGAAGUAGGACGACAGGCGAUCUCUAAUGUUCUCACAGCUCUUGGGAAGACUUUCCCACAGGUUGCUGAGAUGUUACUUGAACUGUGCGUGACGGAACUUGAAGAUGUUGCCGUUGACAACGAAUCAGUGCGCUGCUCGGCCCAUCCGAGCGUUCAGGAGAGCCCGCAUCCAUACACAGACGACACAUCGCUCAGCGGCCAUGUUAGGAUUCCUGGGGCCGAGGGUUUGCGCGUUGAAUUCGACCAUCAGUGCUCGACGGAGCGAAGACAUGACCCGCUUACUAUCAUGGACGCGUCUGGGAGAACUGUCUCCAUAAGAUCAGGUCGAGAAUGGUCUGACUGGUCCCAAGAACUCCGGCUCACUGGUGAUGAGCUCAAGUGGAAAUUCACCAGCGACGGCUCCGUGAACGGCUGGGGCUGGCGAUUCACCGUCUAUCCCAUAAUGCCCGCCGCUGCCCCGAUGGACAUGCUUAGUGACAGGACGGUGUUGUCACGACCUUCGAUCGAGCUGGUCAUGUGCUUGUUGGACUUUAGACUCGAGGUGUCGUCGGAUCGUAAUAUUAUGCCGAGAUUAGCGGCAGCACUUGCGUCGUGUGCUCAACUCAGCUCAUUAGGUGCAAGCCAGCGGAUGUGGGCACUUCAGAAGCUGCGGUCUUUGAUCUCGACCAACUUUGGUGCCGGUCUUGAUAUCAGUGCCCUGUUGUCCAGCCCGGCCGCAGAAAGCCCUGAACCUGAGUUACCUAGAUCUCCUUCUUUAGCAUUUAAUGACACUGCCCUCGCCUCCCUCGUCAAGAGUCUCCCCGAUGCCCUGCAACGCCAGUACGAGUACGAAGACCCCAUCGUUCGCAGCGGGAAACACCUCAUGCACAGUCCAUUCUUUAAAGUCCUCGUGGCACUGGCGUGCGAUCUGUGCUUAGAUUGUCUACCGACGUGUCAAGAGGCUCAUAAGUGGGCGUGGUUUCGGCGGUAUUGCAUGGCGGCACGCGUCUCCGUGUCCUUGGAGAAGCGGACAGCGCCCCCGCCGGCAUUCACCGGCGAGGUCAUGAAGAAGGUCAUGGAGAUAUCGGCAGACGGAGAGGAGCUGAAUCAAGAUCAUAACAAUCAUGAUAUUUAUCACCAGGAGCAGGAUGAGCAGUUACUCAUCUGGCUCAAUAGACAACCGGAUGACUGGACGCUGUCUUGGGGAGGCAGUGGCCAGAUCUGGGGCUGGGGCCACAACCACCGUGGACAGUUGGGCGGUGUGGAAGGGGCCAAGGUUAAGCUGCCAGUUAGCUGUGAGGCGCUGGCCGGGAUGCGCCCGGUCCAGCUGGCUGGAGGCGAGCAGACGUUGUUUGCAGUCACUGGAGAUGGAAAGAUCUACGCCACAGGUUACGGUGCAGGUGGCCGGCUUGGUAUCGGUGGAAUGGACUCGGUGGCAACACCUACCCUCCUGGAAUCAAUCCAACACGUCUUCAUAAAGAAAGUGGCCGUCAACUCUGGCGGGAAACACUGCCUGGCGCUGUCAGCCGAGGGCGAGGUUUACUCCUGGGGCGAGGCUGAGGAUGGGAAGUUAGGACACGGGAACAGGAGUCCUUGCGAUCGCCCUCGGGUGAUUGAGGGGCUCCAGGGGAAAGAUGUCGUUGAUAUUGCCGCAGGUGGCGCCCACAGCGCCGCUUUAACGGCCAACGGGGAGCUGUACACGUGGGGGAAGGGAAGAUAUGGACGGCUAGGCCACGGCGAUAGUGAGGAUCAGUCUAAACCUAAAAUGGUUGAAGCAUUAAAGGGUCAUCGCGUGAUUGACGUGGCUUGUGGUAGUGGUGACGCGCAGACGCUGUGUCUGACCGAUGACGACACGGCUUGGUCAUGGGGGGAUGGCGACUACGGAAAGCUUGGUCGAGGGGGAAGUGAUGGCUGCAAAGUCCCCUCCAAGAUCGACUCCCUGCAAGGCGUGGGGGUCUGCAAGGUCGAGUGUGGCUCCCAGUUCUCUGUUGCCUUGACAAAGUCGGGUGCAGUCUACACGUGGGGGAAGGGCGACUACCACCGCCUGGGUCAUGGGACUGACGACCACGUGAGACGACCGAGGCGGGUGACGGCCCUGGCUGGGAAGAAGGUUGUCCAGAUCGCUUGCGGGUCGCUGCACUGUGUCGCUUGCACUGACACUGGUGAAGUGUUUACAUGGGGCGAUAAUGAUGAGGGGCAGCUUGGAGAUGGGACAACUAAUGCCAUACAGAGGCCAAGGCUUGUGGCAGCAUUACAAGGGAAAAAGAUCACUCAUGUUGCCUGUGGCUCAGCGCACAGUCUGUCGUGGUCGACUAACAAGCCUGUCAAUGCCGGUAAAGUGCCUACCAUUGUCCCAAUGGAGUACAACCACCUACAGCACAUAGAGAUACCAGUUUUACGCAACAGACUCGUCUUCCUGCAUCAUUUCUCCGACCUGUUCUGCCCAUCGAUACCGAUGUUUGACCUCGGCGAUGACAUCACAAACCGCCUCCAGAUGGACACGCCAACUGGCGCUGACUUGUUAAGGGGAGUCCUGGUGUCGUCUGCCAAGGAAGCGGCAUUCAGGAAAGUCAUCCAGGCGACUAUGAUACGAGACCGCCAGCACGGGCCUGUGAUUGAGUUGAACAGGAUCCAAGUGAAGAGAUCACGUCACAAGGGAGGAUUAGCCGGCCCCGAUGGCACCAAGUCUGUCUUCGGUCAGAUCUGUGCCAAGAUGUCGGUGUUCGGGAGUGACAGUCUUAUGUUGCCGCAUAGGGUUUGGAAAGUGAAAUUUAUUGGUGAGAGUGUCGACGAUUGUGGUGGAGGCUAUAGCGAAUCGAUUGCCGAGAUGUGCGAUGAGCUACAGAACGGCUCCCUGCCGCUCCUGAUCGUGACGCCAAACGGCCGAGAUGAGUCGGGUGCCAACAGGGAUUGUUUCUUGCUGAAUCCUACCCAGAGGUCGCCGCUGCAUCAGAACAUGUUCAGGUUUUUAGGUAUCCUGCUUGGCAUUGCGAUCAGAACUGGUAGUCCGUUGAGUUUGAACCUGGCUGAACCAGUAUGGAAGCAGCUGGCUGGUAUGCCCAUUAGCGUGGGGGAUCUCACCGAGGUCGACAAGGAUUAUGUUCCUGGUCUGAUGUGCAUCAAGGACAUGGACGACGAGGCACUCGCUCAGGCCGACAUGCCGUUCAGUACGCCAAGUGCUGCGAGCCACGAAGUUCAACUGUCAUCGAAAUAUGUCAAGAUCAUUCCAGAGAAUCGAAGUGAAUACAUCCGACAAGCUCUGAACUACAGGUUACACGAAUUUGACGAUCAAGUGCGAUGGGUGCGUGAGGGCAUGACUCGAGUUGUCCCGGUGCCUCUCCUCUCCCUAUUCACCGGCUACGAACUUGAGACCAUGGUCUGCGGCAGCCCAGACAUCCCGCUAAGUCUCCUGAAAUCGGUUGCUACGUACAAGGGGAUUGACGCUGCAUCACCGCUGGUCCAGUGGUUCUGGGACGUGAUGGAAGACUUCAGUAAUUCAGAAAGAUCGCUGUUCUUGAGGUUCGUCUGGGGAAGGACGAGGCUGCCUCGGACGAUUGCUGAUUUUAGAGGAAGGGAUUUUGUCCUUCAGGUGUUGGACAAGUACAACCCACCAGAUCACUUCCUCCCAGAGAGCUACACGUGCUUCUUCCUCCUGAAGAUGCCGCGGUACUCGUGCAAGGAGGUCCUUCGCGAGAAGCUCAAAUAUGCCAUACAUUUCUGUAAAUCGAUCGACACCGACGAUUACGCGCGGAUCGCGUUGAGCGGCGACCCGAUUGAAGAGGACACGACGGCUGAGGAUAGUGAGAGUGACAUUCCGUGCCUGCAGUCCUCCACGGACGGAGAAAUCGAUGACUCUGAUGAUUUGUAGAUUGCGACGAGUUGUGUUUUAAGCCUUUUCAUGACUUUUUAAAGGAUUUAUUCAGAUUAUAGGGAAGCUAAAUGAACUGUUGAGGUCAGCGUAGAGCUGGACUUGAAAGGAAAGAAGUCUCUAGUUUUGGGGUGUCCGCCAUGAAUGAGAGAAUUUGAUGUUGGAUUAUUGUCAAGUUAAGUGCUUAACCUCUUCAUAAAAGCUUUCAAUAUUCUCAUUGGGUGUUGUACAAUGCAUUUUCAACAGAAUUGUAUAAUUUCGGUGAAUUACGUUAUUAAGGGAGUCAGUGGAGUCACUUUUACACUGAUGGAGAUAUGCAGUGGUCAACGCAGGUCCUAGCAACCAAUAUCAAAGCCGACAAUUACCGGUUUUACCCGCAGAAGAGAGAGCCUUUUGUGAUUAUAAUCACAGGCACCUGCAUGGCACUUUAGGGAGCAUCUCAGAAUUACUUGAUGGCAAGAUAGAUGAAUAUUUUUCAGCUGGGGACAAGGGUCAGGAUUUAUUGUUCUAGAUCUGGUUACUUCACGAAGCAGAUAACGUGUCAAAAAACGAAUGGUUGUGUCACUUCCUGAUUGUUGUUUCAUCAUAAUGGCCUUGACUUUGAAAGCUCAGAUUGUUCUAAAAUUAGGAAAAUUAAUGAUUUUAAGAUAGUUCAGUUAAAAGUAUGUAUCAGAUGGCGAUUUUUGUUUUGCUUGAGCCUGUUUACAUUCUGUAUAAAUAAGAUUAUUUAUGUCUGUGCUAGUGUAAUGUUUUUUUGUCAUUGCUUGCUGCAGUGCGAUGUGAUAAUAAAAUGUCGAGAGAAUUUGUAA
Lineus longissimus is the source of this 15609-nucleotide messenger RNA. RefSeq names its product E3 ubiquitin-protein ligase HERC2-like. The transcript has 73 exons. The coding region runs from base 107 to 14800 and encodes 4897 amino acids. Gene Ontology annotation, molecular function: ubiquitin-protein transferase activity; zinc ion binding. NCBI's taxonomy places the organism in Eukaryota, Metazoa, Nemertea, Pilidiophora, Heteronemertea, Lineidae. The record is from RefSeq and is a predicted model, not a curated record. Gene Ontology annotation, biological process: protein ubiquitination.